This is a messenger RNA of Rotaria sordida, 477 nucleotides long. The record is from the annotation of a GenBank genome assembly. NCBI's taxonomy places the organism in Eukaryota, Metazoa, Rotifera, Eurotatoria, Philodinida, Philodinidae.
AUGAACCAAGUCAAACGAAAAUUACGUUCAAAUCAAUCUUAUAAAAAAGAAAAAAAGAAUUUACAACAUAAGGUUAACAAUAUUCAAGAAACAGUAUUGAUAAAUUUCAUUGAAAAUUUAUCCAAUGAAUGUUUUUAUGAAAUAUUCGAUUAUCUUGAUGGUUAUCAUAUAUAUAAUGCAUUUUCAAAUCUUAAUUAUCGUUUUCAACAAUUACUUAAUUCUUCAUCUCUUUUAUUUAAAAUAAAAAUUGAUUCACCAUCGAAUAAAUUAUAUACGAACAUCUGUAAACAAAUUACACUUAUCAACAAACAUCGAAUAUUUUCAUUUGAUUUAUAUUUACCAAUAGAAAAUAAACAUUUCUUCUCGUUAUUUUUCAUCAAUUCAUCACUUGAUCAUCUUGAAUCACUUACUCUUAAUUAUCUUGAUGCGGAUGUAAGGUUCAGCUAAUGCAAAAUUACAGUAAAUUUUUUUUUGAAC